This is a messenger RNA of Salvelinus namaycush (lake trout), 2843 nucleotides long. It is a transcript of the gene rad51d, whose product is annotated as RAD51 paralog D. Gene Ontology annotation, biological process: DNA strand invasion; telomere maintenance; double-strand break repair via homologous recombination. Gene Ontology annotation, molecular function: four-way junction DNA binding; ATP binding; ATP-dependent DNA damage sensor activity. The record is from RefSeq and is a predicted model, not a curated record. NCBI's taxonomy places the organism in Eukaryota, Metazoa, Chordata, Actinopteri, Salmoniformes, Salmonidae. Gene Ontology annotation, cellular component: centrosome; Rad51B-Rad51C-Rad51D-XRCC2 complex; replication fork. The coding region runs from base 235 to 1245 and encodes 336 amino acids. The transcript has 10 exons.
ACAUUCUCAUAUCCGGAAUUACGUCACGACCACUUUCUCUGGAAGAGCUUCCGAAAAUAUAGCGGCAUAUAUAUUUUCAAAAACUUGAAAGCAUAACAAACUACAAUGGAUAGUUUGUCAAAACUGUAAAGUUGAAGUGUAUGUAGACCAUUUAGACAUCCCAUAUUACAGUGAACGGCUUGCUAGCUUCUUUCUGGACAUAGCUACUGCUAGCUCCCGAGCUAGCUAUGUGCCAUGGUUGUUCUCAGAGAUGGCAUGUGUCCUGGAUUGAGUGAAGAAUUGGUUGUGGCUUUACGGGCAGCAGACAUUACAACAGUGGAAGAUCUGGUGUCAUCAGAUACAGAAGACCUUGCUCAAAAAUGUUCCGUGUCCUAUAAGGCCCUGCUGGCUAUACGCAGAGUGCUCCUUGCCCAGCACACAGCAUUCCCUGUAUCAGGUGCUGAUCUAUAUGAAGACCUGCUGAGUUCAACAGCCAUCCUCUCCACAGGCAAUCCUAGUCUAGAUAAGCUUCUAGACUCUGGCUUGUACACAGGAGAGCUCACAGAGUUCGCAGGAAGCCCUGGAAGUGGAAAAACCCAGGUGUGUUUUGGUGUUGCAGUGAAUAUAUCUUACCAACUGAAGCAGAGCGUCAUAUAUGUUGACUCAACAGGAGGACUGUCGGCAAGUCGCUUGCUUCAGAUGCUCCAAGCGAAGUCGUGCAAUAUAGAAGAACAGAUGGAGGCUCUUCAGAGAAUCCAGGUCUUUCCAGUGUUUGACAUCUUCUCGUUACUCGACUGUCUACAUCAUUUUCGAUGCGUUGGACUUCAGCAGGCAUCUGCGGGAGGUGGCUCAGUCAAAGCUGUAAUUGUGGAUUCAGUGUCAGCAGUUAUUUCUCCCAUACUGGGAGGCAAACAAAAUGAAGGCAUGUCCAUGAUGAUGCAAGUGGCAGGGCUGUUGAAGACAAUCGCCAAAGACUUCAAUGUAGCCGUUCUGGUUACAAACACUGUGACCAGAGACGGCAAUGGGCAGCUGAAAGCCGGACUGGGCCAAUCGUGGAGUCACGUACCUAGAAUUCGGAUUCUACUGCAACGGCUCGAGAGGCCGGGAUCCACUUGUUCUAGCGUACACACUGCCACUUUGGCCAAGUCCUCAAGACAGCCUUGUCAUCUGAAAGAAGAGUUUGACUUGCAGUGCUGGGGCAGGUCUGAAGAACAGCUGUAUGGAAAGUCAGGAAAGAGGAAGCUGGAGAACACUGAGCCCAGCUAGGCCUCAACAUCCAUGGUGGUGCUCAUUAGGUAUCAAAUGGAAGAAAACUGACAAAGGAUAUUCAAACCAGUUUAUUUUAAACAUUAGCACAUCAAAGGUAUUGUGUGAAUUAAAGGAUAUUUCUGACAUAAUUUUGUAAACCAGAGUGCAACCAGGUGACAAAUCUAACAAACCUCAAUUUAGUGUUCCACUUGCCCAUAAGAAAAAAACGAUUGUUAAAAAAAUUGUGACAGUGUCCUGCUAGUCUUUUUUUCCCCUCAUCUUGCAUUUCAUGUGGAGAACAUGCAUUGUUAGAAGAAGCUCUCUCCUAGAUACUAUGACAGUCUACUUUCAUCAUUGGACAUGUCCAUGACAUGUUUAAACUACUUUAACUCUUCCUAAUAGUAUUGUUAUCUACACUACACACUCGAUCAAAGGAACCCCGUUUGAAGUGAGCACCUUGGCGUAGGUCAGCUGGACCUAACCCGUUCACACAGCAUGGGCACACAAUUGCAGAAACCAAACUGAUAAAGACUAACUUAAGUAAUUAUGGUUUAUUUGAACCAAUGCUACUCGGAUACGAAAAAGGACUGGAAACAAAAUAAAUAGAAAGAUCCAUGGAUGGAAACAUUACUCAGCCCAUAGUCGACAGAUACUACUCCUAGCCUGACGUAGUUAGGUCUAUAUCUUUCUUAAAACUCUAAUCAUACUCUGCCAUGACCAUCACAAUAUCUCAUGAUCUGGUCCUGUGUCCUUGUGGUUAUAUCAUUCAACUAAGUUUAUAUCGGUUUUAGCUUGCAUCAAGCUCGGCUGUAAAACAUGAUCAGCGUAUAAUGGUCCAUUGUUUGUUAAGCCAACACACUUCAAAAUCGCACCAGUGUUCAGCUGGGGGGGGGGGGGGUGUAAUUAAUGUUCAUCAGCAGGGAGGCACCACCCGUCUCUUGCGGAUACACUCCCAGAUCCAGCCGGGGGUGACUCUCUGGGCAUGGCUGUCCUCCUCGGGCUCAGUCAGGGUGUGUGUGGCCGAAGCGGCGUCAUACUCUGCCACCAGGUCUCCGUCGUAGGCCACAAAGUAGCGCCGCAGCUUGGUGUGGUCCUGCACAGAGUCUGGCAGGACAAGCUUCACCCCACUGAAAAUGUCCAGUAGAGUCUGGGGAGAGCAGAGAGGAGGAAGUCUUUAAGACACAAUCCUUAGUUUAAUUUAUUCUAUCAUUUAUUAAAAUGACAGUAAAUAUUACAGAUUGCACCUUUAACUAAAUACAGUAUUACAGAUAGAUCAUCCAAUAAUAAAUAAAAACAUUUAUGUUCUAAUAUUUCAUCUACUAGCAUGUCUUGUUAGAACUUUUUGUUUAGAAGAAUUUGAGCGUGAAUCGCAGUUGGUGACCAAUGGAACAGAAACAAUGAAGCACCCACCUUGUCAUUCCUGGGUUCUGCCAACUUGGAGGGGGUCAUCUUAGUCUUGCUUUGUCCAUUACUGUGAUGGACAGUUUCAGUCUUUACCUGGAAUACAUUGGAACGCAGAUACAUUUUGCGGGAUGCAAGGCUGAAAUCUAAUCUGGAUGUGAGAAAUGUAAUGACCCAAUAAAAAAAAGUCUACUGAUGCUACUUCGUGGUUCACC